CCAUGCGGUUUGUUGUGAGAUUUUCUAUUGCUUUAGUGGCUUUAUUUUUUCCCAAGUGGGUUUGCACUACAAAGAUCGAACGGUAUUUUGAUCUCGAUUUUCAGCUAAUGACCCAACUGAAAAGCUAUUCGGAGGACCUGCAAAAUCACAUCAGUGUGUUAAAUCGCUAUAUAGAUGGCAGGAAAAGUGAACAGGCCAAGGUUGGAAUUGAUCGAGAAAUAUAUUUGGGAAAUGCUAUCAAUAGUUACUCUUUAUUGCACCACAUGCAUUUCGAUUGGCCAAUUUGGAGGAGGCUAAUGGAAAAACGCUUGGGUGAAGAGCAAAUUGCUGAAAUGCGGGAGCUGCUGACCAAGAUUCCAAAUAAUGAUGAAUACAUGAAUUCCAUAAAAGAGGCCAUCGAUUUUCAGAAACAGAACAACGAGGAAUACGAGGAAUACGAAGACGAUCUUCUCUUUAGCCCAAUGGAAUCCCUGGAAAUCGCUCAGUAUGCUUACGACCAAGAAAAUUAUGUUCAGGCAGAAGACUGGCUGAAUACUACGCUCAAAGGCUACAAAGAUCUUGAUAACCAGGAAAAGGAACUUUAUGAAGUUCUUAUCCCUGUUAGCCAAACUCAGGUGCAGGAUCUCUAUGAAAAAGUAAAAAAAAUAAAUGGAAGGACCGCUUAAAAGUGGAGUUAAAAAUGUUUAGACAAAUAAAGCACUCCAUUUAAUUUAA
This is a messenger RNA of Drosophila takahashii, 714 nucleotides long. RefSeq lists its product as uncharacterized. Lineage: Eukaryota; Metazoa; Arthropoda; Insecta; Diptera; Drosophilidae. Gene Ontology annotation, molecular function: procollagen-proline 4-dioxygenase activity. Gene Ontology annotation, cellular component: endoplasmic reticulum. The record is from RefSeq and is a predicted model, not a curated record.